This is a messenger RNA of Capsella rubella, 384 nucleotides long. RefSeq names its product B3 domain-containing protein At5g54067. The transcript has a single exon. NCBI's taxonomy places the organism in Eukaryota, Viridiplantae, Streptophyta, Magnoliopsida, Brassicales, Brassicaceae. Gene Ontology annotation, molecular function: DNA binding. The coding region runs from base 1 to 384 and encodes 127 amino acids. The record is from RefSeq and is a predicted model, not a curated record.
AUGAAUUACAACGAGCCAUUAGAUCCGGCGAUGAUCAUAACAAAAGAGCUGUCGAAGUCUGAUGUUGUAGGUAAUAUGACAUUACCAAAAGCAGAGGUGAUGUCUGUCCUAACGAAGAUGAAUAAUGUUACAAACGAAAAUUUGCAAAACGGUGUUGAAGUGCAAGUCCACGACCUAAUGGAAAACGAUUUGUACACGGUUACUCUGAAAACUACAGGUAUUGAUAACCCUAAAUAUUACUUCGGGACUGGUUGGAGUAUUAUGAAGCAUUCGUUAGAUCUCGAAGUUGGUCAUGUCCUCAAGCUCUACUGGAACCAAUUAGAAAACAAAUUCGUUGUCCUUAAUUUUCAGUAUAAUGUAAUGCAACCAAUGAUUCCAGUGUAG